This is a messenger RNA of Penicillium oxalicum, 1296 nucleotides long. Its product is annotated as KH domain-containing protein. Gene Ontology annotation, cellular component: nucleus; cytoplasm. Gene Ontology annotation, biological process: 3'-UTR-mediated mRNA stabilization. Gene Ontology annotation, molecular function: mRNA 3'-UTR AU-rich region binding. The transcript has a single exon. The coding region runs from base 1 to 1296 and encodes 431 amino acids. NCBI's taxonomy places the organism in Eukaryota, Fungi, Ascomycota, Eurotiomycetes, Eurotiales, Aspergillaceae. The record is from RefSeq and is a predicted model, not a curated record.
AUGGAGGCUACCGAAGUUCACCAAGCCCCCGUCCCUGUUGAUGAGCCCAUGAACGACGCCUACGCCGAGACUGGCGAGCAGGAGCCCAUGGAUGCCACCCCCAAGACCGAGGAAGAGUACGCGCAGUCCAUGCUGACUCUGCGUGCCAUCGUCUCGUCCAAGGAAGCUGGUGUCAUCAUCGGCAAGGCUGGCAAGAAUGUCGCUGAUCUGCGCGAUGAGACUGGUGUCAAGGCCGGUGUGAGCAAGGUCGUGCCUGGAGUCCAUGACAGGGUUCUCACCGUCACUGGUCCUCUCCAAGGUACUGCUCGUGCCUAUGCUAUUGUCGCAAAGGGUCUGCUCGAGGGCGCCCCCCAGAUGGGCAUGGGCGGCGUUGUCUCCAACAAUGGAACCCACCGUAAGUCGUUCCAUCAUCCCAAUACCCUACCCAAGGACCCCGCCCGUCUUCCCUACCAGAAGGCUACAUUGGCCCCUCCCAGACAGUAUCUGUACUACCCAGGACAUUACCCCGGGCACUAUCCAGGACACUACCCCCACUACUCAGGAUUCCAUUCUUACGCGCGGCCGCGAUUCUAUUGCAAUGCUAACUUCCCUCAAGCUGUGCGCCUGCUCAUCUCUCACAACCAGAUGGGUACCAUCAUUGGGCGCCAGGGUCUGAAGAUCAAGCACAUCCAGGACGCGUCUGGCGUUCGCAUGGUCGCCCAGAAGGAGAUGCUUCCUCAGUCUACCGAGCGGAUUGUUGAGGUGCAAGGCACCCCCGAAGGAAUCGAGAAGGCUGUCUGGGAAAUCGGCAAGUGCUUGAUCGAUGACUGGCAGCGCGGCACAGGCACUGUUCUCUAUAAUCCUGCCGUUCGCGCAUCUCUCGGUGGCGCCCAGCCCGGUCCUCAGGCCCCUGCCGCUGUGCCUUCUGGCAACGGCUAUAACAGCCGCCAAUACAACCGCACAGGCAAUGGGGCCGACUUCAGUGACAACAGUGGUUACAGCCGCCGCUCCAACUCCGACGCCGGAACUCGUGGGUUCCCCUUGGUGACGGAGGAUGGUGAUGAGAUCCAGACUCAAAACAUCAGCAUUCCUGCUGAUAUGGUCGGUUGCAUCAUCGGUCGCGCGGGCAGCAAAAUCACCGAGAUCCGCCGGAGCUCUGGAGCCCGCAUCUCGAUUGCCAAGGCUCCUCAUGACGACACUGGCGAGCGCAUGUUCACAAUCAUGGGCAGCGCCUCUGCUAACGAGAAGGCUUUGUAUCUGCUGUAUGAGAACCUGGAAGCAGAGAAGACUCGUCGCAGCCAGCUGCCCCAGGAGUAG